This is a messenger RNA of Protopolystoma xenopodis, 345 nucleotides long. Lineage: Eukaryota; Metazoa; Platyhelminthes; Monogenea; Polystomatidea; Polystomatidae. The record is from the annotation of a GenBank genome assembly.
AUGCUUUACCCACUCAUGCUUUGCGUCCACUUCAUCUCUCGUCAGCCAACCGGUCGUCAGCUUCAUUCGGACUCCAAACUCUUCAACCAUCCACACCGACUGGGUCGUUCCACUCUCGCUCUGCUUCCGCCACCCUCUCCUCCGCCGCCGCUCAUUUCGCCGCAAAUGACUUUCACACGAUUCUUCGAGCCCUCCUUCGACAACCUGUCGAAUCCGGCACAAAUGCUAUGGCCCGGCAACGGUGACGCAGAUCUACUUGGCCUGACCAAUCUGGGUCCCGGAUGGAUUCAAGCGAUGAACGAAGUACCAAUCAACAGACGUGAAGCGAUCAACCUUUUGGGUUAG